Molecule: messenger RNA, 255 nt
Organism: Oppiella nova
Lineage: Eukaryota; Metazoa; Arthropoda; Arachnida; Sarcoptiformes; Oppiidae
Source: the annotation of a GenBank genome assembly
AUGACUGCCGGUGUUGACUCUAUCAGUGGUUUCCUCGAAAAUAAAGAUUGGAAAUACUAUAAAGACUACAGUUUAGGAAAGCGUGUCAUUUGGAAAGUAUUGCCAAAUGACACACAAAUAGCCGGUUAUGCAAAGGGUUUCAACAACUUUACACACGUUAUCGUCCGAAAUGCCGGACAUUGCACACAAUGUGAUCAGCCCAGGGCUACAUUAGAUAUGAUCACCAGAUUUGUUCAUAAUAAACCUUUUGAAUAA